ACCAAAAUGCCAGUUCUUUCUCUCCUCUUCGCCCUCUCCGCGCUUCGUUUCUGCGAGGGCGCGGCCAACAACGGCCUGAGAGCGCUUCCUUGCCCAGACCCCGAGGACAUCUUUCCCUGCGUCUGCACCACAGGCUCUGAGAACCACAUGACCAUGGACUGCUCUGAUGUGGCUAGCGAGGACGAGUUGGCCCGCGUCUUCUCCUCCAGCCUUCCGUUCACAAAGUUCUUCCUUCUAAAGAUCGAAGGGAACCAGAAUCUGCGCGUCUUGAGGGAGGGGGAUCUCGGCCCAGCUUCUUUCUCGAUCAUCAAUAUAAACGGGGGAAUUCUUGAAGAAGUCCAAUACGGCGCCCUUGCUGGGAGCUACGCGACAGCUGAGGUCAUAGACCUGUCACGUAACGCGCUGUCGGCAUUGCCAUUCCACGAACUGCCUUUGUUUACUUCUCUUUCGACAGUAGAAGUGAACGGCAAUUUAAUAUCAGCCAUUCCCGUUUUACAGUCGGCCAGUCUAACGGGCCUUGAUUUGCGUGGGAACUUGAUAAACGAAUUUCCUGUCGAUUGCUUUAAAGAGCUUAUAAAUGUCAUGAAUAUAUUUGCGAGUGGUAAUAAUAUAGAAACGAUUUUUCCAGAAACCUUCGCAAAUCUUCCGCUCCUCAACUAUGUAGAUCUUUCCGAUAACACUCUAAGCAACAUCCCCAAAGGCGCAAUAGCAUUCAUCAGUACAGACAAAGGAUAUAUAAAUUUGAGGUCGAAUAUCAUCAGCAAUAUUGAAGUUAAUGCUAUUACAGGUCUCAAUGCGGGGACGCUGUAUCUUAAUGGAAACUCACUCUCGGUUUUGGAGGAGGACGUCUUUCGACCAAUUCUUGAAGGAGGAGCUACUGUCUACCUGAAUGAAAACCCUCUUCAAUGCGGCUGUGACGUGGCCUGGCUUGUCACGAACCCUGCCCUUCUGGCUCUCAUCCCAAAAGCCACUUGUUACAACGGCGAGUCCCUGGAGGAUUUAGAUCCAAGCAUUUUCGAAGACCUCUGCUAGCUGUACUCAGGUGGCAGACGGACUCCGGCAGCAUGGCCUUCUCUUCAUUCUUUUCGUUCAUUCUUUCGGUGCUCUUCUCUCUCUUCCUUUCUCUGAUUCAUUUGUCUUUCUCUUUAUCAUCUUCUCUAACUUUCCCUCUAUGUCUUUAUCAUUUUAGACACGAAUUGGAAGGAAAAAAUGUUUUCGUUGUUGGAUAUUAAAAUGGUGACGGUU
Penaeus indicus is the source of this 1245-nucleotide messenger RNA. Its product is annotated as oplophorus-luciferin 2-monooxygenase non-catalytic subunit-like. The transcript has 4 exons. Gene Ontology annotation, cellular component: plasma membrane. Lineage: Eukaryota; Metazoa; Arthropoda; Malacostraca; Decapoda; Penaeidae. The coding region runs from base 7 to 1032 and encodes 341 amino acids. The record is from RefSeq and is a predicted model, not a curated record. Gene Ontology annotation, molecular function: protein binding.